GUGUCAGCACAUGCAUUCCACUUUUCCACUACAUAUUUUCCUUAUCAACCCCAAAAUUUUGCCUCUCUUACAAGAAAAGAACAGCCUCCCCCCACUUUAAAACAAAAAUGAUUUUUUUUUUCCAAUUUAUGUGCUACUAUUUUCUGUAUAUCUCAAAAGAAUGUCAUACUUCUUAAUUUGAAAUAAUUUUAUUGUCAUUUUUCAGUAAGAUGAUUUAUAACUGCGUAUAUGCUUAAUUUACACCAAAAUACUUUUUGAAAGUAUCUGCUAUUUUUAAAUAUAAAUUUUAUGUAUAGUCAAACACCGUCACAUAAAUUCACAACAAGUGUGGAUACGUAUAAGAAAACACUCCACCCCCUUAUAUUAGUUCCACUAUGUUCUUAUCUCUCUCUAUACAAUCCUAAAAUAGAUUUCUUCUCUAGUAUAACUUCCGAAAAGCUUCUUAUUAGGGUUUUCUUGAGUUCUUGGGUCUCUUUUUCAAUUCCACUCUAACACCACAAAUUUUCUCUAGCUAGCUUCUUUCUAACUUAGUACACAUGAAACCAAGAUUAUUUUCACUUCCUUAAUCCAACAAAUUUCCUAGCUGCUUUCUUUUAUCCUUCUUUCAAACUGAAUAAUUCAUCAUACAAAAAUAUGAGAACAGGAGGCUGCACAAUACAACAAGCUCUAACAACAGAAGCAGCAAGUGUUGUUAAACAAGCUGUUACACUAGCGAAACGUCGCGGCCAUGCCCAAGUAACACCUCUUCAUGUAGCAAACACCAUGCUCUCAGCUUCUUCAAAUGGUAUAUUCAAAACAGCUUGCCUUCAAUCUCAUUCUCAUCCUCUCCAAUGCAAAGCCCUAGAGCUUUGCUUCAACGUCGCGCUCAAUCGCCUUCCUGCUUCCUCUUCUAGUCCCAUGUUGUUGGGACAUCAACAUCAAAGUCAUCAUUCUCAGUAUCCUUCUAUCUCUAACGCGCUUGUUGCUGCCUUCAAGCGAGCCCAAGCCCAUCAAAGGCGGGGCUCGCUUGAGAAUCAGCAACAACCUCUUUUAGCUGUGAAAAUAGAACUUGAACAACUUAUCAUUUCUAUCUUAGAUGAUCCUAGUGUUAGUAGAGUCAUGAGGGAAGCUGGUUUUGAUAGUACUCAAGUUAAAAGUAAUGUUGAACAAGUUGUUCCGUUAGAACUUUGCUCUCAAAAUUCUAAAGAUAUUGACCAUAACAAAGGGCCCCACAAAAAAGUUAGUCCUGUUUGUGUUAAAAAUGAGGAUGUUAUGAGUGUAGUGGAAAGUUUAAUGAACAAAAAUAGGAAAAAUGUUGUUUUGGUUAGUGAAAGUAUUGAUAAUUUAGAAGGUGUGAUUAAAGGGGUGAUGAAUAAAGUUGAGAAUAAAGAUGUGCCUGAUGAUUUGAAGGAAAUUAAGUUCAUAAGUUUACCACUUUUGAGUUUUGGUAAUAUUCAAAGAGAAGAAGUUGACCAAAGAAUAGGAGAGUUAACUUGUCUUGUUAAGAGUUUAGUGAAAAAAGGAGUUGUUUUAUACUUAGGUGAUCUUAAAUGGGUUGCUGAUUAUAGAGUUAAUUAUGGUGAAAGGAGAAUUAUUAGCUAUUAUUGUUCUGUGGAGCAUAUGAUUGUGGAAAUUGGGAGAUUGGUAUGUAGUUUUUGUGAAAAUGAGAAAUUUUGGCUUGUGGGAAUUGCAACUUUUCAGAGUUAUAUGAGAUGCAAAAGUGGUAACAAUUCAUUGGAAUCUAUUUGGGGUUUGCAUCCUGUUACUGUACCUGGUGGAAGUUUGGGCCUCAGUCUCAACCAUGACAGUGAUACACAAAUUGAACUUGGAAGUAAGACAUUUGAAGGUGAAUUCUCAUGUGGAGAGGAGAAGCUGCAAUUGUCAAAUCUACCUUCAUGGCUUAAAGAUGAGAGAUCAAAAAAACACUAUACUGAUAAUAAUCAUCAUCAUGAUCAGAACUGUGUACCAGUCAAAGAUUUGCACAACAAGUGGAACACAACAUGCCAUUUGCCAUUUUGGGCCAAUAGAAAAACAUGUGAGACAAAUUCUAGCACACCAAAUUCUGCUUCUAAUUCAAGUGAUUUGAUCAUGGAGAUGGAGUAUCAUGUUCCAAAGUUUAAAGAAUUCAAUUCUGAAAACUUGAACAUUUUGUCCAAUGCAUUGGAAGAAACUGUCCCAUGGCAAAAGGGAAUUGUUAUUCAAGAAAUUGUUGCAACAAUAUUGCAAUGUAGGUCAAGAAUGAUGAGAAGAAAAGAAAAAUCACCAAUCAAUGAAGCAAAACAAGAAACUUGGUUAUUUUUCCAAGGUCCUGAUGUUCAUGCCAAGGAGAAAAUUGCUAGAGAAUUAGCCAAUGUUGUGUUUGGAUCAUACUCGAAUUUCGUGUCGAUUGGUUUGAACAAUUUUGUUUCUAAUUUUAGGAACAAAAGGUCAAGAGAUGAACAAAGUUGGAGCUACAUUGACAAAUUUGCUCAAGCAGUUUCUUGUAAUUCACAUUGUGUGUUCUACUUAGAGGAUUUGGAGGAAAUUGAUUAUUGUUCACUAAGGGGAAUCAAGAAGGCAAUUGAAAGAGGAACAAUUACUAAUUCUACAAGUGGUGAUCAAGAAGUGAGUCUUGAUGAUGCUAUUAUUAUAUUGAGUUGUGAGAAUUUUGGUUCUAAAUCAUCAAGAGCUUGUUCACCUAAUUUGAAGCAAAAAAUUGAAGAAACAACUACAAGUCCUAAAUGUGUUUCUUUGGAUUUGAAUCUUUCUAUUGAUGAUCAAUAUGGAAGUGGUGAUCAAGAUUUGUCAAUUGAUGAUGAUGUUGGGCUUCUUCAAAGUGUUGACAAAUGUAUUUUUUUCCAAAAUUCAAGAACUAUAGUAGAGUAGGAUUUAUGUAUUAUGUUAAUGAGGUGAUUUACUUAAUUUCUUCACUUUUUUUUUUGUCUACGUUCAAAUAGUAGGUCAAAGAAUUCUGACCCUUUGUUUUUUUUUCCCUGUACUAAAGUUUUGUAAAUAGAACUUCCAAUUAUACAA
This is a messenger RNA of Capsicum annuum, 2991 nucleotides long. RefSeq names its product protein SMAX1-LIKE 3. Bases 634 to 2844 code for a protein of 736 amino acids. The transcript is spliced from 3 exons. The record is from RefSeq and is a predicted model, not a curated record. NCBI's taxonomy places the organism in Eukaryota, Viridiplantae, Streptophyta, Magnoliopsida, Solanales, Solanaceae.